UGUUUAUUAGUAGAAAUUGAAUAUAAAUACUUACUCCAAUGAUGUUCAUGCCUUCUCCAUUCUUUAAUCUGAGUAACAGAAUCAGUAGGGGUGUGCGCAAGUUAGCAACGAUGAGUUUGACGUCUCAUUCUUCUACUUUCCUCUUACCAAAUCUUCCCGCCGACGACGGACCUGCUCUAACGUACGCUCUCGUUAUCCUUAACCAAAGCCUCCCGAAAUUCACUCCUCUGCUUUGGAAGCACGCAAAGGUUCAUAUUUGUGCUGACGGUGGAGCGAAUAGGGUGUUUGAUGAAUUGCCUGGCAUGUUUCCUCAUGAGGAGGCUUCUGAAAUUCGUAAAAGGUACAAGCCAUAUGCUAUAAAAGGAGAUAUGGAUUCAAUCAGAACUGAUGUUCUUGAUUAUUAUAGAGGCCUGGGAACCAAGAUAAUUGAUGAAUCUCAAGAUCAAGAUACUACAGAUCUUAAUAAAUGCGUUACAUAUAUUCGUGACUCACUAAACUCGGAACAUCCAAAUUUGUGUAUUCUAGUCACUGGAGCACUUGGGGGAAGAUUUGACCAUGAGAUGGGAAAUAUUAAUGUCAUAUGCUGUUUCCCCUCCAUGCGGAUUAUUCUUCUCUCUGAUGAUAGUCUAAUCCAACUUCUUCCAAGUAAGCAUCAUCACAAGAUUCAUAUACAAUCCUUAGUUGAGGGCCCACAUUGCGGACUCAUACCCAUUGGAACGGUUGCCGGAAGAACCAGUACUACGGGUCUCCAAUGGAAUCUGGAUAAUACCGAAAUGAGAUUUGGUGGCUUAGUUAGUACAUCAAAUAUCGUGAAAGAAAAUAUAGUUACAGUGCAAUCUGAUUCGGACCUCCUAUGGACAAUUUCUAUCAAAAAAGAUUGAACGAUGCAGUUUUUGCAGAUGAAAUGAUUGAGAGACAAUCAACGAAACUUUGUUGGAUGCUAAGCUCCAUUUUCUGAAACAAUGGGGUUAUUCUUUACUACUUUUUUUCUAUAGGAAAAAAGCAUCCUUUUAGUCUAUCUUUGUGAGGCACAAGCAGAUCUAUUUGACAUCAGGUGCCUGCAUUGCAGUAAAGGAAAAAAAAUAACACAGGGGCUAAGAGUGAGAGUAAGCUCAUUGCGGGUUAACUUUGAUCGUCAACUUCUGCUUAUGUGCUGUAGGAAUUUAGUAGCACGUUUUCUAAUGUUUUGCAUACGUUAUUCUUUAUCCAAUGGAAUGAAAUAAGGAGAUUUUACUAUUAAUUUGAAUUAUUAGAUAGCAUUUUAUUUAUACUUCCACUGACAAAAGUUUUAACAUUUCGCAGUGA
This is a messenger RNA of Solanum pennellii, 1305 nucleotides long. RefSeq names its product thiamine pyrophosphokinase 1. The record is from RefSeq and is a predicted model, not a curated record. Gene Ontology annotation, molecular function: ATP binding; thiamine diphosphokinase activity; thiamine binding. The coding region runs from base 39 to 881 and encodes 280 amino acids. The transcript has 6 exons. NCBI's taxonomy places the organism in Eukaryota, Viridiplantae, Streptophyta, Magnoliopsida, Solanales, Solanaceae. Gene Ontology annotation, biological process: thiamine diphosphate biosynthetic process; thiamine metabolic process.